This is a messenger RNA of Coffea eugenioides, 1986 nucleotides long. RefSeq lists its product as uncharacterized. The coding region runs from base 1 to 1986 and encodes 661 amino acids. The record is from RefSeq and is a predicted model, not a curated record. NCBI's taxonomy places the organism in Eukaryota, Viridiplantae, Streptophyta, Magnoliopsida, Gentianales, Rubiaceae. The transcript has a single exon.
AUGUCUAAAACUCAGGAGGAAGCUCUAAGGAGAGAGCUCACUGAGUUGGGGAGUGUGGUAAGAACAUUUGCUAAUAAGCAUGAUGGGGUAGAACAGACUGUGAGGGCAAUAGAGCAUAGGCAGGAGAGCACGGACAGAGCUAUCAAAAACUUAGACCAAAAAUAUGAAGGUAUGAUGAACAUGAUGGCCCAAAUUAUGUCCAAAUUGAACGAUAAAGGGAAGGAGGUAGGGGACAGCCACUCAGGAAAUGGCCAGAUCAUAGAGGGAGUUAAGGAGAAAUGUGCAGGGAAGGGAGGAUCCAGACUGCCUAGGAUGGAAUUCCCUGUGUUUGAUGGGACCAAUCCUAGGGAAUGGGUGAGGAGAGCUAAUAAAUAUUUCCAGAUAUAUGAAGUAGAGGAAGAAAUGAAAACUGAUAUCGCUCAACUCUACCUCAAGGAUAGAGCAGACAUCUGGUUUCAUGGGAUGUAUUCUGAAAGAGGAGCAGUUCCAUGGAGAGAGCUGUCCUUAGCAAUCCGUGAGAGAUUUGGAGAGGGAGAUCCACAGGAGGCCAUCGAGGAGUUCAACAAACUGGUGCAAACAGGCAGCAUAGCAGACUAUCUGGAAAAAUUUGAGAUGCUGAAAUCACUGGUAAUGAUCUCACUCCCUGGACAACCUGAUUCUUAUUAUAAAUCCUGUUUCCUUAGUGGCCUUAAGGAGGAAGUUGUCAACAUGGUCAGAAUGACCAAACCACUGACAUUGGCGGAUGCCAUUGAGACUGCUAAGCUACAGGAGAAGAACCUAGAAGCCAUCAGGAAAGCACAGAGUAGGGGCAUACAGAAAACUCCCUUGCCACCAUUGUCACACACCACUAAUUUCUCCAACAAAAUGAAAUGGCCUAACAACCAGAGACCAGAUCCCCAUACCAACAAAAGUACCAAACUAGGAGGACCAUCAACCAAUUACUACAAGGGAAUUACCCCAUCUGAGUUUAGCUAUAGAAGGGAGAAGGGGUUGUGUUUUAAGUGUGCUGAACCUUAUACCUUAGGACACACCUGCAAACAGGCUCAUAUUCACUACAUAAUGGAGGAUGAGUCUACUGAACCUAUCAUUCCAAUAGAAGGGCAAGGGGAGGGUGCUGAGGAGUGUGCUGACUGUCCAGAAGGUGGUAACCUCAGAGAAAACAUUGAGGUCUCCAUUCAUGCUUUAGCAGGGGGCAAUGAACACAAAACCAUCAAAAUGAGGGGAAAACUUGCAGGAAGGGAGCUACUGGUACUUAUUGACAGUGGCAGCACCCACUGCUUCAUGGAUGAAAGUUUGGCACAGGAUCUGAAGAUGCAGACUGCAGGUACAACCUUGAUUGUUAAAGUGGCUAAUGGAGAGAGGCUGGAAUCCAGGCAACUCCUACAGGAGGUAGGUUGGGAGAUGCAGGGACACAACUUCCUUCACAACUUCAACACACUCAAACUAGGCAGUUGUGACCUGAUUCUUGGAGUGGACUGGUUGGCCAAACACAGCCCCAUCGAAUUUGACUUCCAGCAGCUAACUAUGAAGUUUUUGAAAGAAAAAGAGCCAGUAAUACUAAAAGGGGAGGCAGAGAAGCUGAAGUUGAAGGCCAUUAAGGGAAGCAGGCUUGCCAAAUGGAAAAGGAAGCAGAACUAUGGAAUCACUGCUCAAAUCUACAUGGUAGAAGAAGGAGGAGGAGACCAGGGGCAGAUUCCAACAGAAAUGAGAGAGCUACUGGUGCAGUUUGAGUCCAUUUUUGAUGAGCCACAGGGCAUGCCACCAGUCAGAAGCCAUGAUCAUGCCAUCCAAAUAAAGGAAGGAGCAACACCUUUCAAGAACAGGCCAUACAGAUGUCCUUAUGUGCAGAAGGCUGAGAUAGAGAAGCUGGUCAAAGAAAUGUUACAGAUGGGAAUUAUUCAAACCAGCAACAGCUCUUUUGCAUCCCCAGUCCUACUGGUGAAAAAGAAGGAUGGUAGCUGGAGAUUUUGUGUUGAUUACAGGUAG